Molecule: messenger RNA, 1377 nt
Organism: Mycena citricolor
Lineage: Eukaryota; Fungi; Basidiomycota; Agaricomycetes; Agaricales; Mycenaceae
Source: the annotation of a GenBank genome assembly
CUGGGAUAGGUCGCAGGUGUCAGGUUCUUGCAUUGUUCGGCCAAUGUUCUCGGCUGUCAGGCUGCGCCGAUACGGUUCCUGGCUGCUGCGACUAGGUUCUUGACUACUGCGGCCAGAAUCUUGACUGCUGCGAUCAUUUAUACACACGGCUGCAUUACGGUCCAAACCAUCAUUGGGCAGAGCUGUGCUUUUUAACAGGCACCCGUCCAAUUACACUAUCUCACUACCGCCGCUCCUAUGGCGCCUCGACUUUCCCUCUCGGUUCUGAGCUUGGUUGCGUCUUCUCUCGCUGCCGGAGGGAGAAGUGAUGAUGUACCGAUUGGAGGAUAUGUGCCCAGUAAAUCGCUCUCGAUCACCGGAGUUGUGCUCUAUGGAUUGUCUGCACUCGUGCUGUGGACCCAAUUUGUCAUUGUACGACCGAGACGCCCUUUCAUGCUUACCUUGACUCUGGGAAUGACUGGUACGUCAGACGUUCCCGAGAUAUUCCCAAUUAACAUGAGAAGCCAUGACCGUCGGAUUUAUUCUCCGAUACCUCUACGCUACACCGCCUUUCACGUUGGGCAAAUACAUUGCCUGGGAUAUGUUCAUCUUGCUUUCGGUAUGGGAUAUAUCGAGCAUCCGUCGUCUCGUCUGCUCACCAAUGCUCUCCAGCCUUGUCUCUUCCUGGCCACGGACUACAUGAUCCUCUCCCGUCUCGCCGCCACAUUCAGUCCCGAUGUUGUCUCCCGGUGCUUGGCCAUCCGCCCGACCCGCGUCGUCAGGAUAUUCGUUUGGAGCGACGUCCUCACCUUCUUUUUGCAAAGCUCGGGGGGAGGACUGACCGCGACUAAGAGUGCGAGCUCGGCCAAACUGGGGACUACCAUUGCCCUCAUUGGAUUGAUCCUCCAGGCCGUCUCGUUCAUGCUUUUCACCUUCCUCAUGCUCACCUUCGCCUUCCGGGUAUCGAAGCACUUCCCCCACAUCUGGCAGGCUGAAAACGGCGAGCCCUUCAGGAUUCUCUCCACCCGACCCGUCGGAGACUGGCGCAUUCUAAUCUACGUUAUGAGCGCUACCUGCGUCGGGAUAUUGACGCGGUCUGUGUUUCGUAUCGUCGAAUUCGCCGGCGGAUAUAACGGUUAUGUGGCCACUCAUGAAUCGUUCUUCUACCUCUUCGAUGCCCUCCCGCUCUGGCUUGCGAUGUCGCUGUACUGCUUUGUUUGGCCCACGCGGUUCCUUCACGGACGCGCGGAGAAUGUUGCGCUUGGUGCGGACCUCAAGUCGCAUGGACUCGUGAAAGUUUAGAUCGGACUUUUUGUAUACCCCAGUGCAUAUAUUUGUGUAGAUAUAGUAGAAUAUUUAUCUAUAAGUAUACUGAGAGUCUACCGGUGAAAAUUCAUG